AUGUGUACUUUAGCGGAAGAGGGGGAGGGAAGGAGACAGGCGACACUACGCGCCGUUGGCGCCGUCGCUCCUCGCCUCGUCGGUGUCCAUGAAGCCGAUGUACAGCACCGUCUCCCCGCGCACAAAGCAGAGCUCGCGCGGCUCCGCGCCCUUGUCAAGGACGGCGUUGAAGUUGUUGUCCACGCCGUGCAGCACCCCGCUGUGCGUCUCGCCAAACACAGUGAGGCACACCGCCGGCUUCUGCAGCCGCUCCGCCAGAUUCACCGCCGCCAUGAUCGUGCACCCCCCACUAGCAGGCAAAGGAAUGCGGGAGGGAAGAGGACACACAGCAGGCAACGAUGCGUCCAGCAAGACAAUUAA
This is a messenger RNA of Trypanosoma conorhini, 360 nucleotides long. RefSeq lists its product as uncharacterized. The transcript has a single exon. Bases 1 to 360 code for a protein of 119 amino acids. The record is from RefSeq and is a predicted model, not a curated record. NCBI's taxonomy places the organism in Eukaryota, Euglenozoa, Kinetoplastea, Trypanosomatida, Trypanosomatidae.